UGAGUUAUGGCGCAGAAGGCAGAAGCAUAUCUGCUGCCUGUAAUAUGUUUGUGAUGAUCAGUCAGUUGUCGUUCUCCAAACUUCAUUACAGAGAAGAUCCAAGCAGACAAACAAAAAGUGGAUCGGUUGGGUUUCUUCAUAUGUCUUUGUUCCUUGCAAACAUGGGUAAUAUAUAUGAAUGCAUGCCAUCAUUUGCCUACAACGUCACGUAGCCAUAUUAUUAUUAUGAAUAGUUUAUACAUAUAGCUCAUGUUACUCUUCUUGCCUAGCAGGAUCAAACCUAACAUGUCAAUGUUGGCCACUGAAAAACUAAAAAUGAUAACCCCCAAAAUUUGGCCACGAGAGAAGAACGUUCAGCCCAGGCCACUGAAAGGGCUCCAGCCCAUGGGCCUUGUCCAGCUCCCCCUGUCCCGAAACACUUCCCCAUCCCAAUUCCAUGAAGUAUGGGCUACUUUGUUACUUUCCCUACCUCAACAAUGAACCAUCUUUUAACAGGCCCAAUCGGCCCAUUACCUUCCGACAAACGUUGCCCUUCUCCUGAAACCAAGAGACUGCGUGUUUUUCAUGGAGUUUUUUUUCUUCUUCUUGAACAAAACAUAAAAUGUAGUUAACUAAAGGAAAAACGAGUGCUUCUGUAUUAAAAUAGUCAACAAAAUCCGUCUCCCCCACGAGAUCAUCAAAAUCCUUCUAGACUCCCCACGAGAUCACCUCCCUCACUUGCCCGCCAUAAAUGAAGCUCCAUCCCUCUCCUCCUCCAUUCCUGCCACACUUCAAGCUUCUCCCAGAUCUGGAAUCGAAGAAGGAAACAAAAAAAGGACAGUGCAGAAUACAGUUCAGAUCGAUUCAGCACGGGCGAAAGUUAAUCAGGCGAGCCUUUUUCAGUGUUUGAUAAAGCUUGGACCUUUUGCACAGAAGAAAACAAAAAUCCACCCAGCCAGCCAGGUAAUUUUGUCCUACUGCUUCCACGCUUCCCGCCCUUUUGCUCUGUCUCAUCUGGUUGCUUGCUUGCUUGUUUUCGUCUGAGGAAAGAUGCUGCAAGUUGCAGAGAAUAAUUCACUUUGACCACUGUAGAAACACACGGACCUGGGUUCGUUCUUUCUGAAUUUUUUGUUGCUACCUUUUGGCUGUUUUCAUGGCGGAGUAGCGACCGAUGAGCAGGAGCAAUAGCAAGAGCAAGAUCUGUUUUUUCCCCUUCCGAUUAAGUUAUUAAUGGUAGUUAAGUAUCAUUAAUUAAUUAUUAAUUACCCACUAAAUAUAAUCUUUUAUUUUCUCUAUAUAUAACAGUUACAGGUCAGUACAGAGAUGGAUGCCCAAACCUUAAAUCACUCCAAGGCUCCAAAUUCACCUUCCCCUUCUGCUUCCCCUUCCCCUCUCAUCCCCAAUUCCACCAGAAGAAGCGGCAGCAGCAGCAGAAUGACUCAGGGAGAUUCCAUGAACCCUUUCUCCACCACCGCCGCCGCCUCCUCCUCCUCCUCCGCCAAGAAGAAGCGGAAGCGGAGAAACGUCUGCCUGGCCUCCACCGCCGCCGCCGUCAUCCUCGUCGUCCUCAUCCUCCUCAUCCUAGCCCUCACCGUCUUCAAGGCCAAGAAGCCGUCCACCACCGUCAACAGCCUCGCCCUCGACGACCUCAGCGUCUCCUUCGACAUCGCCAGGCUCGCCGUCCGCCUCAAUCUGACCCUCGAUGUGGAUCUGGCGAUAAGAAACCCCAACCGGGUCGGUUUCCGAUACUCCAACAGCUCCGCCGCGCUCAAUUACAGAGGGGAGCAGGUAGGCGAGGUCCCCAUCCCGGCUGGACGCGUCGGCGCCGACUCCACCACGCCGAUGAACUUGACACUCACACUCAUGGCGGAUCGGCUCCUCUCCAACUCCCAGCUCUACUCCGACGUGAUCGCGGGGAGCCUCCGCCUCAACGCCUUCACCCGAAUCAAGGGCAAGGUUUCCAUCAUGAAGAUUUUCAAAAUCAGUGUCACUUCCACCACCAGCUGCGACAUCACGGUGUUCAUCUCCAACCGGACCGUCGGGGAUCAGACCUGCAACUACAAGACGAAAUUGUAGACAUGGGGGAAGGGAUACUGCAUCGGAUUUGAAUUUGGUGUUGGUUGAUUCAGAGGAUUGUUUUACUUUCCCACUUCUGCUUUUUAUUUGAUUCAGAUGAUUGUAGAUGUUCCAGGUAGAUGUAUACAUACAUACAGAGAGAAGAGAUUGGAGAUGUGUAAGAUUCGGGUGUAGACAUGAGAAUUGAUUAGAGAUUGGAAGGGGGAACAGUGAGUACUGAGUAGAGGGAUAGUACAGAAACAAAUUCGUGAGUGAGCCACUGCACUGAAUUCCCCCAUGUUUGUUCUUCUAACAAGAACUCCCUCCCUCCAUGUUUGUUUGGUUGUUUAGUGAGUGACUGUACUAUAGAGUUGAGAUAUUAAUAAUAUGCAGCCUGUCCAUUCAUCUGUUGUGCAGUUUCAUACUAAGCUUGUAUUGUUCAGCGGAACCAGUGGUACUACUGUUGUGUGCUAUGUAUAUGACAGCAGCAGUUUUGCACAGGGGUUUCUGUAGGCAGGCAGCAAUGGCGCCAGACACUGUUUCUAAGGCUUUGAUCUUACAAGAAAGCACAAGAAGUCGUAUUUUGACAACUUUGGGAGAAAAAGCCGAAGAAAGAUGGGAAACAAGCAAGAGAAGAAACGCGGCUAUAUUGACCAAUUCAUGCUCUCGUUGUUGGUGGUGAUUAGGUGGUGGUUACUGGUUAGGGAAGGGGAGAUGCUGAAUUUAUGGCUUCAUUCAUUAUGCACACAGACGAAGUGGGAGAUGGAGAUGGAGAUGGACUUGGAGAGCCAAAAGUCAGGAAGCAAAUAAAUGCAAAGUGCCUCUCAACCUCCAUCCACCGUCACGUCCAGAAGUGGAUAGUGACGGUGACCGUCGAUCCAGUUCAGUUACAACAAAUUAACUCAUUUUCCAGACUUGCUUGCUAGUUGCUACCAUGAUGUGGUGACACCCGUUCAUGCUGAAGCUUGAAGCCCCCGCCAGAAGAUCAAAUCGGUUGACGAUUUUAUACGAUUUAACCAUAAUUUAAGUGCAAAUUACUAUGUUAUUAACUUUUUUCUGUACAACUUCUCAUAGAUUUUUACCGCGGUUGAUUUUGAUACCGCCACCAUUCCACUCCCAGGGGCCUUGACCAGUUCCCCAAUCUACUCUAUCCCAAAGGCAGGCUUCCUCGUUGGGCCCAAAUGCAGCCCAAUUAACACCACCAAUAAUGAGUUUUGGCUUCAUAUUGUAUACACUACUACGACUCCACUAGAUUUCCCUGAACUAGGUUAGUUCUUUAAUGAAGUGAUACUAUCACCAUGCAUUAGUAUCCAAAAUCUUUUUUUAUUAUAAUAGAAAGCACUAACCAUUACCGAAAAUGGCAAACCGACAGUAUUAGAAUCCUAUGGAAUCACAUUACGGAUUCCACGGGUGGGCUUUUCAUCCAUAGAUAUGUCGGGAGGAAUAAAUAUAGCUUCAUUCAUGUAAACAAUCACUAAACUUUGUAUCCGUUAGAUUAAUUAGCAUUUAACUUUGAUUUACAACAAAGCAGCAACCAGGAUUUGGCGAAAUUAAUACAAUGUGCUACUCACUCGAUCUAUCUUUCUUUACUAGAUUUAUUGUUUAGGUUGUAUGUUUUUAAAGCAUGUCAAUUUAUUCAUAUUAAUUAUAAUAUAAAAUAUAAAAGAUGGU
Linum trigynum is the source of this 3705-nucleotide messenger RNA. NCBI's taxonomy places the organism in Eukaryota, Viridiplantae, Streptophyta, Magnoliopsida, Malpighiales, Linaceae. The record is from the annotation of a GenBank genome assembly.